This is a messenger RNA of Camellia sinensis, 975 nucleotides long. NCBI's taxonomy places the organism in Eukaryota, Viridiplantae, Streptophyta, Magnoliopsida, Ericales, Theaceae. The record is from RefSeq and is a predicted model, not a curated record.
AUGAAAACUGGAUACCAAUUGAGGAGAUUGUUUAAUAUUAUUCUCACCCAGUGCUCUCCACUAAAUCCAUGUGCAUUAUGGAAUCAAUUCUCAACGGAUAUAUGUGAUGAUCUUGCACAUAAGAUUCGUACAUUGUUUGUCAUUUCUAACCCAAUUAAUGCUCAAAUUGAAGAUUAUUGUCUCCAUCUUUUGAAUCGAAUGCUUCAUGAAUCAGGCAAAUGUUUAAUUAACUUCCCACCCAUGCCUCAAUCUACUGCAAAUUGGAGUACAGUAGUUGGUAAUCGAUUGAUAUUCAAACAUCAACAGCUGCAGAAUGAGGCACAACAGGCAGAUCCACAAAUUACUAUUGAUUGUCUCAACAAUGUACAGCGGAAUGCCUAUAACACAAUCACUUCUUCAAUUUUUCAAAAUAAAGGAACUAUUUUCUUUCUGAAUGGGGGUGCUGGAACAGGAAAAACAUUUCUGUACAAUACAAUUGCAUUAAAAUGUCGCAGCCUUGGGCAUAUCGUUGUUACUGUGGUUUCAUCUGGAAUAGCAUCAUUUUUAUUGGUAGGAGGUCGCACUGCACAUUCAACAUUUUUCAUUCCGUUAGAUGUCUUGGAAAAUUCACUUUGUGGGUUUACCAAACAAUCAUUACAAGCUGAGUUGUUUAGAGAAACAAAACUCAUAAUUUGGGAUGAAGUUCCUAUGCAACAUAGACAUUGUGUUGAGGCGGUUGAUCGUACAUUGAGGGAUAUUCGUGAUAGUGAAAAGCCAUUUGGGGGUAUUACUGUUAUUCUUGGUGGAGACUUUCGACAAAUCUUACCAGUUAUACCCAAAGGAGUUCGUGAGCAAAUUGUAAAUGCAUCAUUAAGACACUCUGUUAUAUGGAAACAUAUACAUAUCUUAACUUUGGAUUUGAAUAUGCGCUUGAAUCAUAGAGACUAUGAAAAUGCUAUUUUUGCAUAUUUCUUAAUAGAGGUAACAAUACUUUAA